Molecule: messenger RNA, 9474 nt
Organism: Symbiodinium natans
Lineage: Eukaryota; Dinophyceae; Suessiales; Symbiodiniaceae
Source: the annotation of a GenBank genome assembly
AUGCGUGAGUAUGAGAGAAGGGUGCGACUGUUUGAGAGCAGUACGGGGAUUGACCCAUCGUAUCGUGCUCAGAAGCUGAUGGAGAAGCUCUCGGGUCAGGCCUGGUUGGCGACCGAGUCAAUCGACCUUGACUUCUUGAAACACCCCCAGGGAGUGGAUCGGCUGCUCAAACACUUGUGGCAGGAGUUAGAACCUCUUGAGCACCUGAAGAUCUUCACUACCCUCACCGAGUUCUACAAGGACUUCAGACGUGGUGCUGGGCAAGAGUUCGUUGCGUUUGACCUCGAGUUCCGAGCUCACCUAAAACGUCUUGAGGAGAUUGGCGGCAAGAUCGAUGGGGUGACCAAGGCGUACUGGUUCUUGGAGAAGGCGGGACUCUCCAUGGACCUUCGUAAACAAGUGGUGGCUGCGGCAGGGGGUGAGUAUGACUACACUCGCUUGAGGAAAGCGCUCAUGGCCAUUGUACCGAAGGUUCGCAAGGACGAGGACCAGAACCACCUUCCCAGGAGUGCAUCGCAUAGACAAUGGAAACCCAAACCUCAUCAUGCCCCGCGACAGGUGCAUGCAACCAUGGAUGGGGGAGAUGGAUUGGAUGAAGAAUAUGAGGAUGAAGAGACGGGGCAGGCAUCCGAGAAUGCUAGCGAGCUUGAGGGAGAGCUAGAAGUGCUGCUCACACAGGCAGCUCGCAAGCGGGCAGAGAUCGAGAAGGCCAGGGGCUUCGCGAAGACGGAGAGCUCCCAGGAGAGGGAGCAGAGAAUCAAGCAGAUGAAAGCCAAAAUGCCAUGUAGUGCCUGUAAGGCUCAUGGGAAGACUGUAUAUGGGCACUGGCAUAGUGAUGCGACGUGCCCCUACAACAAGAAGAACCAGGACAAGAGCGUUUUGGCUGUUGUUGAGGAACAGUUGACCGACAGUGCGAGUGAUGACGAGGAGUUUGGACCCGACGGGGAACCGGAGAACGAAGAUGUCUUCGUUUGCAUCGAGGAGAGCUGUGUGCUGCAGGAAGUCUGUGGAGAUCGGAAGUCCCUCCGAGGUGCACGAGACCCACUCAAGUAUGUCAUGGCUCUCAGUGAUACAUGUUGCGCAAGGACAGUGGCUGGAGAGCGAUGGAUGCGGAAGCACAUGCAUCACCUGCAUGCUAUGCACGAAGAUGUCUACAUCGUCGACGAGGCCCGUCCCUUUCGCUUUGGAGGGGGACCUCGAGUGAUGUCGUCCUAUGCAGCCAUCAUACCUCUACACCUACAGGGAGCAGAAAAGGCUGUGCAACUGAGAGUGAGCAUUGUCGACCAGGACGUUCCUCUCCUGCUGAGCAAAGCGGUGCUGAAGCAUCUCGGCGCAGUCAUGAACCUUGCAGAGGGAACCGUGAGAUUCGCCGAGUUGAACACCACAGUUCAGUUGAGGGAAACCAAAACGGGACUAUGCGGCUUCGAGAUCAACAAGAUAAAGCCCCAAGCCCACAGGCGUUUCGAAGAACCGGUGCUUCAAGGUGAAGAUGAAAUUAUCGUGGGAAACAGCCCGCAGGUCAUGCAGAACAUCAUGAGUGUCAAGACGGGCAACUCAUCGGAGUCUCCUUUCAGUGGGAACCCGAGAAGUCUUCGACAGGAGUGUGAAGAUUUUGCCAAGUCCCUACUGCGUAAAAAGGAUUUCACAUACCAAGCACUGCUCGAAUUGGCGAGGCAUCUACCAACUGGGCAUGGAGUACGACAUCGAAAUGCAGCGGGAGGCAAAGGCCCGAUUAACUUGCCUUGGAUUGGUGGAUUGUAUGUGCACGGGAACAAGUGUGACCUUACGAAGAAGACAGUGAGGUAUCCCAAUGUUGUCCGGUAUAUCAAUACUUUCAUGCGAGACAAAGUAGAUCAUCCUUGGACGUCCUUCUACCUUGCACGUGAUGUUCACAUGCAAAUGCACAUGGAUUCAAACAACCGGAAGGGAAGCAAGACGACCUCGGUGACCUUCGGCCACUUCCAAGGAGGUGAGCUAUGGGUAGAGCUAGGGCAUGACGAGGAUUCUUCAGCAUCAGAUGUCGUUUGGAAACAGGACCUCAAUGGGAUAUCCCGACCUGGGAGAUUGACAUCCACUUUCCAGAAUCCUCGUGAGUUUGAUCCGCAUUUACGACAUGCUACACAUGAGUGGACCGGAGAACGAUGGUGUCUGUCGGUCUAUAGUGUUCGAGAGACAGCCGAGGUGGAUGAGAUCUGCUGGAAGGUGCUCAGCAAGCUGAAAUUUCCAUAUCGUGCCAAGAAUCGAUCCAGGACCUUUGGGGAGCAUAGAGAGCAUGAGCCAGCCUUCAUGUCAUCUCAAGACCGAGAGCCGCUUCACCAGAGCAGGGAUGACAUGAGCAAAACUCCGCAGCUUUUUCAGUUUGAAACCCAGCUGAAGCCCGAGGAUUUCGUGCAGGCCAUUGCGGCAAGGUGUCAAGUCAAGGAACCGGAUCUCCGACAGCGCACGACGGAUCGCUUGAAGGAGAUUUGGGCUGCGCUCAAGCCCAAGAAGUACAGUGUCCUGCCGGCAAACUGGAGGAAGUUCGAUGUGGAGACACUGAAGCAGUUGUAUGCCGAGAAGGCAGCGUCGGAUCUCGGGAGGGAUCUGGAUGGGCACUGGAGCCGCUGGAAGCGCAGCGCCCUGAUCUUGGAGCUGGAGAUGUGGGUGAUCCAAGUGGAAGAGGCCCAGCUGCUCGACGAUCAAUGCGACCAUCCACACCCAGUGUGCCCAACCUGCAAGAUACCGAUGAUGGUUCGGACAAACAGGUUGUCGCGACAGGACUUCUACGGAUGCCUCCGCUUCCCCAACUGCAAGUGCACAUUACCGAUGACGUACGACGGGAGGCCGACCAAAGAUGUGCAGCAGGAAAUGGAGCUCCACAAGAUCCAGAAGCAAGAGGCAGCCUCGAAGCCGAUGAACGGAAAACGAGGGCCAAACAGUCUGGCAACAUCGUCGGAUGGUUCUUGGGCAAAGGCCGAAGCGAUCCCGGUGGACGACGAGACGGGGAGCGACCAGGAGAAGGUCUUCAAUGCGAACGUGUCCAAAGACGAGCUCCAGAUGAUCAUCGAGAAGCGGCAGGCGAAGAAUGGAGCACCGACGGACAAGAAGGAGGUUCGUAGCCGCAUCAAAGUGGGUCAAGCUAGGAGGGCUCACUUGAAGAAAGGGGUCAUCAAGAGACUGCUGGGGAAUGCCAAAGCGCUAACAGCAGCUGUGUGCAUCACUUCGGCUGCACUCCUCGGCGCUGCCAUCCAGGCAGUGCCAUCUUUGUCGAGGGCACGGCCAGAUUUGUUGGAGAUUCAUGACGGUCAGGUUAAGGUAGCCAAAUCUUUCUCCCGAUGGGGUUGGCGUGUCUAUGACUCUGUGGAUGUGCGCGGAAAUUUUGGUGACAGGGAAGCUCAGGAGGACAUGUUUCAAAGGAUAGAGGAAAUUCAGCCACGAUUGAUCAUCAUGUCUAAUUGUUGCCCUCGCAAUCCUCCUGUGUAUGGGGGAACUAGAAACCGAAGUCAAGAAGAAAGAAGGGCCAAGAAGUGGAGAGAGAGACAGAAGGCCGGAGUUGAGCUGGUUGAGAGGGUGUUCAAGAGUCAGAUAGACAGAGGUGAUCAUGCGCUUGCAGAGCUUCCCUUGAACAGCACGUGGGGUGUUCGUGGCCUGGCAGGGACCAUGCUGAACCAUCCAAAUGUGAAGUGUGUGCAUGUCAAGCGUGAUGUUGAUGGGGUCAGAAACGACAAUGAUGCAUGGGUCACGAAUUGCGAACACAUUGCAAAUGAACUUGAGAAGAUCGACAGGCUGGCGACCGCUCGAGGGAAUGCAUCUAGAAACCAUGAGAGGUCAUGUAUUGCUCAGGCCAUCUGUGUUGGAUACGUUAACAACUUGAAAGAGUGUGACCCAGGACGUGUGCGGAAGCUUCUUCGCAGUCUGUCAGUUCGUAUCCGGAACAAAGUCAGAACUGAUGAUCGAGACAUCCACGACCUUCGCUGGAAUGAGAAAAAUGUUGCGAAGGCAUUGAAACGUUGGCAUGCUGUGUUUGCACAAGAGGGAGAGAUCGAAGACGAUGGUCAAUCAGAUGAAGAGAUGAUACCCCACUCGGAGGAGCCACGAGAUACAGAUAUGGGGAAUCCUGGCGAUGAGAAUGUGGAGCGUUCUGUGCCUCCGACUGAACAGGUGAAGUCACGUUUGUCCACAGAGGGAAUUGCGUUUGAGGUUCCGUCGGGAAAACACCUGAGUGAAGGCGUCCGUGAGGGGCUGAUUAAAGCCCAUUGCAACUUGGGACAUCCCAGUCCCAGUGACUUGGAACGGUUCCUGAAAUUAGGAGGGGCACGGCAAGAUGUGGUUGAGGCUGUUCGAUGGAUGAAGUGUUUGACUUGCGCUCAUAGCAGACGACCUAGUACCCAUCGGGUCUCAAGUAUCCCUCCGUGCCAAGUCACUUUCGGCGAUGAAGUUCAGUUGGAUUGCAUCUGUAUUCAUGACAGUAACAAAGAGUCGUUUUGGUAUCUCUCGAUUCUCGAUCGGGCUACGUCGUAUCACAUCCUGGAGUUGCUUCGAGAUCACACCCCUCUUGAACUUCAUAGAGCUUUUGAUCGUGCCUGGAUGAAAUGGGCGGGACCUCCUUUAAAAGUCACCGUGGACCUGGAGGGAGGUUUUCAAGGUCGUCAGUUUUGGGAAGAGGUCACUCAAGCCGGAACGAGUAUCUCAGCGGUGGCAGGAACUGCUCAUUGGCAGGCGGGCAAAGUAGAGAGACACAACCAAACCGUGAAGGACAUGCUGAUGGGAGACCAGGGAAGUGAACUCGCUCAUCGAAUGCGGUACAGGUAUCACGCGAAGAUGGAGUUCAUUAAGAGUCAGGUCCGGGAUAUGUUGUGGGGCUCCAGGGAGGCCUUGGAACAGGAAGAGUUUGCACGUGAACUUGCGCAGGAUGUUGAUGUUGAUGUUGAGACCGCCACCAGUUCUGAUGCUCAUGUGCAUGCUGUCUACCAAAAGGCCACCCAGAGCAAGAACAAACUGAAGAAAAUGAUGGAAAAGGAAAUCCCUUUCGAUAAAAUUCCCCAAGAGCAGAGAAGCCUGUAUAAGGCGGCGGAGGAGAAAGAAUGGAACUCAUGGCUUGAGUAUGACAGCUGCGAGAUCUUAAGCCCCGAAGCCAGUGAAGCUGUCGAGCAAGAACGGCCGGAACGGAUCUUGCCAAGUAGGUAUGUCUUUCGAAACAAGAAUGCUGGGUUGAGGGAUGCUAAUGGAAACGAACUUCCGGUAAAGGCUAAAGCUAGAUUGUGCAUUCAAGGACACUUGUGUCCUGACAGCAGAUCAGGCCAGGUGCAGGUCGACUCGCCUACUAUCGAACGUGUCUCCACUAUGGUGUUCCUUCAUCAAGUCAUCAGUUUAGGAUGGGUGGGAAACUGGUACAUUGGAGACAUCUCGAACGCCUUUCUCCAAGGGGCUCCUUUGAAAGACAAGCCCGACAUGUUCAUGAGGCAGCCCAAACAAGGGUUGCCAGGGUUGAAGCCAGGUCAACUCCUAAAGCUUUUGAAACCAGUGUACGGACGACCAGAUGCGCCCCGUGCUUGGUAUGAUGAGCUAUCACGUAUCUUGGAAACAGAACUUGGAUUCAGCAAAUGCCAAGCGGAUCCUGCCAUGUUUGCCCUGAGGGACGGUGCCGGAGCCUUGAGAGGGCUCAUGAUAGUACACGUAGAUGACGUGAUGAUUGCCCACGACGGAAGUACCCAAGGCGCGAAUAUGGUAGAGGCUUUGUGUGCACGUUUCCCAUUCGGAACUUGGAUGAAGGUGUCUGAGCAACCAUGUGGUGUGAGCUACUGCGGAAAAGAAAUCAAGCUCGAUUCUCGAGACGGUGAACAGUGUAUCAUCUUGACUCAGAACGCUUUCAUCGACGGGAGACUGCAGCCUAUGCAAAUCAGUGGGGCUCGUGCAAAAGAGCUGGACUGUCCGGCUACGGAUACCGAGAAAACCGACUUUAGGUCUGUGGUAGGUAGUCUGCAGUGGUUGACAGUCCAGAGCCGACCUGAUGUUGCGUUUGAGUGCAAUCAGUUGCAGAAGCGAGUGUCAGACCUGAGAGUGAGAGAUCUCCUUAGGGCCAACAAGGCUGUGAAAGAAGUGAUCCGUAAUCGGUUUGAGAUCGUGUUUAAGUCACUCGGACAUGAUGCGGAAUUAGUCACCUUUCAUGAUGCCGGAUUGUACAGCAGUGUUGGCGUGGAGUUGGAUGAGAGAGAGUGCGAGGAUUUGUUGCAACAAGGCCAUGAGAAGAAGCUCGUUUACUCUCAAAAAGGCGCAUGUGUUGGUUUCGUGAAACGAGGCAGUACCAGUCAGGAAGGUAGAGCUCACUUUAACCUGAUAGACUGGAAAAGUGCAACAAACCGUCGGGUGGUGGAAUCAUCCUUUGCCGCCGAGACACAUGGAGCGUUGAUGGCCCAGAACAUGUCCCGAUUUGCCCAAGUCCUCUUAGGGGAGAUUAGGUACGGAUCGGAGAUCAUUUCGGCGGUUGAAGAUGAUGGUUGGCAGCAGCUGUGCCCUGUCACCUUGGUUACGGAUUGUAGAAGCAUAUAUGAUACUGUUCAUAAAGACGGCCAACACGUAGGGGAGAAAGGUGUCAGCUGGCUGACGGUCUUACGAAGGCUAAUCGAGGUGCUCAACAGCUAUUGGUGGAACGACGCACCAGCCCCCGGGAGUCUUCAGGGGGAACUCGCCAACGAGACCGCGCGCGUGCGGCGCAAAGCCUGGCGCCAGGCCGACCGGGACCGCCUUGAGGACAUUGAGGUCGUCAGGCGACAGCGACAGCUGCUCCUCUUGCUUCAGCGGGAGGAGCUUCGGACAGAGCUGUCGGUCAACUUGCCGCCGUCCUUUCCACUCAGGCCAGCGCAGGCCGAGUUCCCCGAGAAGAUGUCCCGGCCUCGGAGUGGGGCGGUCGUGCUCUGGACUUUAAUGGGCAAGCUGCGGCCACUGUGGAGCCGCUUUCGAGUCGCGCAGCUUGGCAAUGGCAUCAAAGAGAGCAAUGCACUCUUCAAGCACCUGGCGGAGAAGUGCGACCCCCUUGCAGCCAAGGCCAAGGAGGGCAAGGAGCGGCUCCUUCUGGUCGUUGGCUACCUGGGGUCGCGCUACCGCUGCAGUGCCUACCAGAACGAACGGGAGGAAGCGAGUCUGCCGUCCGUUGAAGGAGCCCUGAUUUCCGCAGUGCGGCGUGCCUGGGGGGACGUCUUCCUGUCCGCUGUGCGCAGCGCGCGGACAGACCGCGGCUUCCACGCGGCCGAGAACGUCAUCAUCCUCACCUUGAGGCCCUGCCUGCGUGACGACGCCGCCCUGCUGCGGGAGCUGCGAGACUCGGACAUCCGGCUGCUGUCACCGGUGCUGCCGGUAGCAUCCCUGGGCCCCAAUGCGACGAUCUUUGACAAGGUGUACUGCCCACGGCGCCGGUCCUUCAAUGUCUACAUCCCGUACUGGGCCCUCGUGACCGAGGAAGAGAAGGCCGCCUUCGCCCAGAGUGAGCGUCUCGGUGGCGUGUGGUUCGGACCACUGCACGACAGCUGCGUUCCGGAAGACGUGCGCGAACUGCUGGCCGAGCUUGGCAUCCCCGUCACCCUGGAGGACAUCGAGUUCGAGACAGGCAAGGGCCAUGUCCAGGUGCGCCUUGGUGAGGAAGCGGCCCGAGCGGCUCUAUGCCAACUCAAUGGCCGGCAGUGGCACGAAAGCGUCCUGGUCGCGCUGCCAUUAUCCGAGGCCUUGGGCAAGUUCACAGUCCACCGAAGAGUGCGGAAAGCCCUGAAGGAGCUGAAAGGCGGCCCCGCAGCCCGCAAGGGCCUCCGGUCCUACCACAACUUCCUCUGGCCCUCGCCGGCUCCACGCGAGCCGUCCGCCAUGAGGCAGCUCUUCCACUGUUCCGCUCAGGGCCUUGAAGCCCAACGGCGUGGUGAAGGUGCGCAUUGGUCCGAUGCAGACUGGACGGCCGUGACCUUUGCGGCUGCAGACUUCGGCCCCCAACAGGUCCGACGGAUGGCUGGGGCUUUGGUGGCCGUGGCUCGGGGCUCGGAGGAGUUGGCCUACAUUGCGCGCUGCUUCGAAGAUGAGCCCGUGCACGUGCCACCGGUGCCUGCAGAGGCCGUGGCCUUAGAGGCCGUGGAGCUCGGGCCACCCAAUGCUGCCUGGCGUGGGCCUGCGCGUGUCGACGAGGGCCAGGCCGCGCAGAUGCGCGCAGAGAUUGAACGGCGGGUGCGCGCGGAAGCCUUCCAGCCGUGGAAGGACUUCCUGGCCGGCCUUGCGCGCGGCGCCACGCGGUCGGCGCUCACGGCUGAGUUGGCGGAGGCGGCACGGUCCGGCGAAGUGUCGGGCGUCCUCCAGGCCCUGGACAGGGGUGCUCUGCCCGAUGUCCCCAACGAGUAUGGUGAGACUGCCACCUUUCUGGCCGCACUGGCUGGUGCCACCGAGGUCGUCCAGGUGCUCGCUUCUCGGAGGGCAGACCUCACCAUUCGUGACAACGCCGGCCUAAGUCCUCUUCGAGCAGCUGAGUUGCUCGGAUUCCGCGACACCAUGGCCGCCCUCGCAACUGCUGGGGCAGAGGCAACGCCAGCAACGCCGGCACAGGGGUACGGAGCCAUUCCCCGAGCGCCCGCAGCUCCCAGGUGUCAAGUGCAGGUGACGAGAGUGAUCCCGCUGGGCGUCGAGCACGCCGGCGCGGGGACGACUGUGGUGGACCACGCCUUCGACGAUGCGUUCUUGGAGCGGCUCGAUGAGCUCUGGAAGCGGCUGCCCUUAGCGCCGAAGCAGAAGGCAUCCCCGACGGAUCGGGCCUACUAUCACGAUGUGGAAGGCUGGCUGACUGGCACGUUGAACGAAGCGGUGCGAGCUGCCCAGCUCGGGGAUGCAGCUGCUGCAAUGCCCCAUAUGCGCUUCCUCAUCUACCCCGAGCCAGGAGGUUCCCUGCCGGCACACGUGGACCUCUCCCGUACGGAGCAGAACCUCCGCUCCACCUAUACUUUUCUGCUCUACCUCAGUGAUUGCCUGACAGGUGGAGAGACCACCUUUCUGCAGUGCUUGGAUGGGGACGAGAUUCUGGCGCCCAGCGGCGGCGUGGCCCCAGGAGAGCGGACGGAGGUUGCUGCCGUGAGCCCAGCACGUGGGCGGCUGCUGCUGAUGCCGCACGCCUGUCCUCACCUGGCAGCACCGGUGGUGGAGGUCCCGAAGGUGCUGGUGAGAGGUGAGGUGCUCCCACCAGGCGGCUCUAUCCCUGCCGCUGCGGCCGAGCCAGCGAAUGACGGACACGAUGUCCAGGAGUCCUUCUUGGACCCAUACGAUGAUGCCAAGUGGUCCAAGAGCUUCGCCCUCUUCUUCAAGGGCGUGGAGGAUUGCCCCAUCUGCUACAAUGUGAUCCAGCUCACCACGCAGACGAUCCCCAGAAAGGCGUGCCCAACCUGCAAGCACAAGUUUCACAACGAGUGCCUUUACCAGUGGUUUCGGUCCUCUUCCAAGACGACCUGUCCUCUCUGCAACCAGCCGUUUUGA